Branchiostoma floridae (Florida lancelet) is the source of this 1183-nucleotide messenger RNA. Its product is annotated as zinc finger protein 525-like. Bases 27 to 1139 code for a protein of 370 amino acids. The record is from RefSeq and is a predicted model, not a curated record. The transcript is spliced from 2 exons. Lineage: Eukaryota; Metazoa; Chordata; Leptocardii; Amphioxiformes; Branchiostomatidae.
UGGCGCGAUCGAGUAGAAGAGAAAUUAUGUCCAACCUGACAGAGGAGACGUCGUUCCGAGAGCGUCCUGGCGGCCAGGCUGUGUUUCAGAUGGAAGACUCAGCCACAGAUCUGCACCAGAGCCAGGCCUGUCCAGAAACAGACGAUGGAGGGACAGGUAAACUGCGUAGCCAGACUCACAGUGGGGAGAGACCACAUCGGUGUCGGGAAUGCGAGUUCGCCACAUCGAAGAUGUCCGCCCUGAAACGGCACGUAAGGACGGAACACGCCGCGGGGAAGAGGAAACUGACGGAGAAACACUGCUGUCCACACUGUGAGUACGAUGGGGCCAAUAUGAAGCUGCACGUCAGGACUCACGCUGGUGGGAGACCACACCAGUGCCCGCACUGCGAGUAUUCAGCAUCGCAGAGGGGUAACCUAAAACGGCACAUAAGGGCUAAACACACCGGUGAGAGACCCUACAUUUGCGGACAUUGUGGCUACUCAACAGCAAAUAAACAGCACCUUGUGCAUCAUGUAAGGGCAACGCACGGUGGUGAGCGACCAUUUCAGUGUGCUGUUUGUGACUAUUCCGCUGCACGAAAGAUCACAUUGGAACGCCACAUCCUGGCAAAACACAGUAACAGUCGGCCGUACAAAUGCACACAGUGUGACCACUCUGCAGUGACCAAAAACAAUUUAAAGGUUCAUAUGAGGUCACACACCCAUGAGAAACCAUACAGUUGUGAGAUGUGCGAUUUUUCUACCGGGCAUAAGGGCAGUUUGAAUAAGCACAUGGCAACCCACACUGGGGAGAAACCUUACAAGUGUGAAGUCUGUGAUUAUUCCACUGCUCAUAUGUCCAGUUUUAAGACACAUAUGGCCACUCACACCGGUGAGAAACCUUACAAGUGUGGAAUUUGCUGUUAUUCUGCAGCUCAUAUGUCCAAUUUGAAACGUCACAUGGCCACCCACACUGGAGAUAAACCAUACAAGUGUGACAUAUGUGACUAUUCUGCAGCACAAGUGUCUAACUUAAAGUAUCACAUGGCCACUCACACAGGUGAGAAACCUUACAAGUGUGGAGUGUGUGACUAUUCUUCAGCACGAAUGUUUACUUUAAAGCGUCACAUGGCUUCUCACACCGGUGAGAAAAGCUAAAAACACUUGGAAGUUGCUUUCAUAACGAUGAAUGAAUAGAUAAA